Manacus vitellinus (golden-collared manakin) is the source of this 1777-nucleotide messenger RNA. RefSeq names its product TLC domain containing 2 (gene TLCD2). The record is from RefSeq and is a predicted model, not a curated record. The coding region runs from base 1 to 774 and encodes 257 amino acids. The transcript is spliced from 3 exons. Gene Ontology annotation, biological process: regulation of membrane lipid distribution; plasma membrane organization; membrane assembly. NCBI's taxonomy places the organism in Eukaryota, Metazoa, Chordata, Aves, Passeriformes, Pipridae. Gene Ontology annotation, cellular component: plasma membrane.
AUGGGGGGACCACGAGGAGUGUGGGGACAUGGAGACUGGGGGGCACCGAGAGAUGGAGGAAGGUCCGAGGGACAGGGAGGCACCAAGCAGCGGGGGAUAAGGAGACUCCAGGGAAAGCAAGAGGAGAGAGGUGGCUAUGGGUCGACCAGCAGAACAAGGUGGGCACCGAGGGCACUGGGAGGGCACUGGGGAACCAGAGCCACUGCCCAUCACUCCCAACUUCUCCGCAGGUUCUACCUCCACCCCGAGCUGUCCAAGGACCUGGUGGGCACACACCCGCCCGGGGCGCACAGCCUGGUCGCCGUGUCUGUAGGUUAUUUCCUUGAAGACUUUGUGGACAUGUUGUGCAAUCAGAAACUUCACCAAUCCUGGGAGCUGCUCUUCCAUCACUCUGUGGUGAUUGUUUGCUUUGGAAUUGCUGUGCUGCUCCAUCAGUACGUCGGCUUUGCCCUCGUGGCUCUGCUGGUGGAGAUCAACUCCAUCUUCCUCCACCUGCGGCAGAUCCUUCUCAUGGCCAACCUGGUGCACACCACCUGCUACCGCCUCAACAGCAUCGUCAACCUGGGCACCUACGUGGUGUUUCGCAUCGCCACGCUGGCCUGGAUGACCCGCUGGCUCUUCCUCAACCGACAGAACGUGCCCCCGGUGACGUACGCGGUGGGCAUGGUGGGCAUGGCAAUCAUGACACCCAUGAACAUCAUCCUCUUCUACCGCCUGCUGCGCAGUGACUUCCUCAGAUCCAGCCGGGACGUGCAGCGGGAGAAGGAACAAUAGCCCCCCCCUUCCCUGCGGGGUCAGGGGGAUGAGCUGCUCUGAACCCACAGCAAAGCACGGUGGAGGGUGAAUGUGGCUGUUUCAAUACCUUGUGUGGAGGGCCUGCACUAACAGAGCAUCCAGGCUUUUCUUGUGGCUGAAGGUUCUGGGCCCUGCACGACAGAGAAGGUGCUCAUGGAACAGGCACUGUGGCUCUGCUCCCCAAAGACCUUUGGAUGACGUGGUUGAACAAGUGGGAGCUGCUCAGAGAAGCCUCGACAGCUCUCACAGCUCCCCGGGGCACCACCGAGAUGAGAAGGGAGCAGUGGAGCACUGUUUCCCCACUGCUCCUCUGGACAUCCAGACACCACAGUGUGUUUCUAACCCCGUCAGUGCUGCAGCCCCCAGCGUCCCAUCAGUCACAGGACACUGCAUCCUUUGUGGCACUUCCCAUGGGAGCACCACCAGGAAAGAAGGCCUUCGAGGCCAGUAAAAGCCAAAUCCUGCACUGAUGGACCCUCCCCGAGGAGAUUGUCCCAGGUGGGUGAUGGAGGGAGAGGCUGAGACCUGGCUGGGUGGGCUGCUGCCCACGGUGGUGUCCAGGUCAGGGGGAAAACACUGGGCAGUGGGUGCUACAGCACCACCCUCUUGUGAAAACUGGAACAUUUUUCAUGUUGUUUUGUCUCACAUAGUUGAAGUGCCCUUAAACAAGCUUGGGAGAGUGCAAGUUGCUGGAAGGAUGAUGUUAUGUGAUGGCCACUUCCCACAGAUGUGGAGUUUUCAGGCAUAGGCACCUUUAGGAUUUAGACAUCUGUUAGGAAUGACAAGUUGUGCUGCAGAGCCCGACACUUACCCACCAGCAAAGGCUCUUACUAACACCAGCUUUUAAUAAAUGGCUGUAAAUGAAAUGGCUUGAGGGGAAGGGACUUAGAGGAAAAAAGGACUCAGCAUCACAGCCCACUCCAGGGGUGUCACUGCUCAGCACAGUCCUUAUCCCAUGUCUCCUUGCCAUGGAGGGAAAAUA